AUGGCCUCUAAGUCUUCACGUGAAAGGAAGAGUCGCACCUCUCUCACGUUAAGUCAAAAGCUAGAAAUGAUAAAGCUUAGUGAGGAAGGCAUGUCAAAAGCUGAGAUAGGCCGAAAGCUAGGCCUCUUGCGCCAAACAGUUAGCCAAGUUGUGAAUGCAAAGGAAAAGUUCUUGAAGGAAAUUAAAAGUGCUACUCCAGGGAACACACGAAUGAUAAGAAAGCAAAACAGCCUUAUUGCCGAUAUGGAGAAAGUUUUAGUGGUCUGGAUAGAAAAUCAAACCAGACACAACAUUCCCUUAAGCCAAAGCCUAAUCCAGAGCAAGGCCCUAACUCUUUUCAAUUCUAUGAAGGCUGAGAGAGGUGAGGCAGCUGCAGAAGAAAAGUUUGUAGCUAGCAGAGGUUGGUUCAUGAGGUUUAAGGAAAGAAGCCAUCUCCAUAAUAUAAAAUUACAAGGUGAAGCAGCGAGUGCUGUCGUAGAAGCCGCCCCAGGUUAUCCCGAAGACCUAGCUAAGGUAAUUGAUGAAGGUGGAUAUGCUAAAGAACAGAUUUUCAAUGUAGGUGAAACAGCCUUAUAUUGGAAGAAGAUGCCUGGCUUCAAAGCUUCAAAUGACAGGCUGACUCUCUUGUUAGGGGCUAAUGCAGCUGGUGACUUUAAGUUGAAGCCAAUGCUUAUUUACCAUUCCAAAAAUCCUAGGGCCCUUAAGAAUCAUGCUAAAUCUACUCUGCCUGUGCUUUAUAAAUGGAACAACAAAGCCUGGAUGACACCACAUCUGUUUAAAACAUGGUUUAUUGAAUAUUUUAAGCCCACUGUUGAGACCUACUGCUCAGAAAAAAAGAUUCCUUUCAAAAUACUACUGAUCAUUGACAGUGCUCCUGGCCACCCAAGAGCUCUGAUGGAGAUGUACAAGGAGAUUAAUGUUGUUUUCAUGCCUGCUAACACAACAUCCAUUCUGCAACCCAUGGAUCAAGGAGUAAUUUCAACUUUCAAGUCUUAUUAUUUAAGAAAUACAUUUCAUAAGGCUAUAGCUGCCAUGGGUAGUGAUUCCUCUGAUGGAUCUGGGCAAAGUAAGUUGAAAACCUUCUGGAAAGGGUUCACCAUUCUAGAUGCCAUUAAGAACAUUUGUGAUUCAUGGGAGGAGGUCAAAAUAUCAACAUUAACAGGAGUUUGGAAGAAGUUGAUUCCAGCCCUUGUGGAUAACUUUGACGGGUUCAAGACUUCAGUGGAGGAAGUAACUGCAAAUGUGGUGGAAAUAGCAAGAGAACUUGAAUUAGAAGUGGAGCCUGAAGAUGUGACUGAAUUGCUGCAAUCUCCUGAUAAAACUUCAACAGAUGAGGAGUUGCAUCUUAUGGAUGAGCAAAGAAAGUGGUUUCCUGGCAUGGAAUCUACUCCUGGUGAAGAUACUGUGAACAUUGUUGAAAUGACAACAGAGGAUUUAGAAUAUUACAUAAACUUAGUUGAUAAAGCAGCAGCAGGGUUUGAGAGGAUUGACUCCAAUUUUGAAAGAAGUUCUACUGUGAGUAAAAUGCUAUCAAACAGCAUUGCAUGCUACAGAGAAAUCUUUCGUGAAAGGAAGAAUCAAUCAAUGCAGCCAACUUCAUUGUUGUCUUAUUUUAAGAAGCUGCCACAGCCACCCCAACCUUCAGCAGCCACCACCCUGGUCAGUCAGCAGCCAUCAACAUCGAGGCAAGACCCUCCACCAGCAAAAAGAUUACGACUCCCUGAAGGCUCAGAUGAUAGUUAG
Messenger RNA from Loxodonta africana (African savanna elephant), 1743 nucleotides. Its product is annotated as tigger transposable element-derived protein 1. Gene Ontology annotation, cellular component: nucleus. The transcript has a single exon. Lineage: Eukaryota; Metazoa; Chordata; Mammalia; Proboscidea; Elephantidae. Gene Ontology annotation, molecular function: DNA binding. The coding region runs from base 1 to 1743 and encodes 580 amino acids. The record is from RefSeq and is a predicted model, not a curated record.